UAACGAUUUUCCUCUCUUAGGGUUUUUCUCUGCCUCACUUCUUUUCCCCAGAGAGAGAGAGAGAGAAGAUGAAGACGAUUCUGUCAUCGGAGACUAUGGACAUCCCCGAGGGGGUUAAGAUCAAGGUGAAGGCGAAGAUGAUCGAAGUGGAAGGACCAAGAGGCAAGCUUACGCGAAACUUCAAGCACCUCAACCUCGAUUUCCAGCUCAUCACAGACGAAGCCACCGGCAAGAAGAAGCUGAAGGUCGACGCUUGGUUCGGCUCUCGAAAGACCACCGCUGCGAUCCGCACUGCUCUUAGCCACGUCGAGAACCUCAUCACUGGAGUCACCAAGGGGUACCGCUACAAGAUGCGUUUCGUCUACGCUCAUUUUCCUAUUAACGCCUCCAUCACCAAUGGAAACAAGUCUAUUGAGAUCCGUAAUUUCCUUGGCGAAAAGAAGGUGAGGAAAGUGGAUAUGCUUGAAGGGGUUUCUGUUGUCCGGUCUGAGAAGGUUAAAGAUGAAUUGGUACUGGAUGGGAAUGAUAUUGAACUUGUUUCCCGGUCUUGUGCCCUGAUUAACCAAAAAUGUCAUGUCAAGAACAAGGAUAUCCGGAAGUUUCUUGAUGGUAUUUAUGUCAGCGAGAAGGGGAAAAUAGCUGAGGAAGAGUAAUUAGUUAGGAGUUUUUUAUAUCUCAUAAUUAGUUUCUUUCUGGAGUAGUAAUUUCUUUUUCAUUUCCAGAGUUUAUUUGGACACCUGUUAUGAACUUGUUUGAAAGUAAUUUCACAAUUUUGUGGUGUGAGACUUCAGUUCUAAAAUGGAUUGGUUGGGUUACCAUCUUACUUCCCGUCAUUUCUUUGAAGGAGUUGUAGGCUUGGUGUGCCAUAUUUGGAAGAAAUAUGAUAUAUGAACCAUUGAAUAGUUUAUUGUGAUUUUAAGGGUUUCAAGGCCUUUUCUUUGUGAUUUUCUUUUUUCUUCUUGUAAUCUUGAAUUUCAGUGAAGACCAAUAUUUGGGAUGUUUGCUGAAAUGCUUUCGAAAUGCCCAUGCAGUUUGAUCUCAUUCCUUCUUUUCAAAUUGGGGACUCUUGUGCAAAAUAUUGUAUUAUUGGAUAA
Molecule: messenger RNA, 1094 nt
Organism: Ilex paraguariensis (yerba mate)
Lineage: Eukaryota; Viridiplantae; Streptophyta; Magnoliopsida; Aquifoliales; Aquifoliaceae
Source: the annotation of a GenBank genome assembly